This is a messenger RNA of Hevea brasiliensis (rubber tree), 1538 nucleotides long. Its product is annotated as DEAD-box ATP-dependent RNA helicase 58, chloroplastic. The coding region runs from base 58 to 1521 and encodes 487 amino acids. The transcript is spliced from 10 exons. The record is from RefSeq and is a predicted model, not a curated record. NCBI's taxonomy places the organism in Eukaryota, Viridiplantae, Streptophyta, Magnoliopsida, Malpighiales, Euphorbiaceae. Gene Ontology annotation, molecular function: ATP binding; RNA helicase activity; RNA binding.
AUAAUAGCCCAAAUUUAUCAACUCUGGUAACCAAGCGUGAGCUCAGAAGCAGCCACCAUGGCUUCUUCUAUAGCAGCUACUCAGCUUUUCCCUCUGUCACACACUCUUUGCUUUUCCAAACCUAAUCAAAACCAACACCGUUUUAUACUCCCAUCAAAAUGCACUGAUCCCAAUCUUUGCUCUUCGUUUAACUUCAAGAACAGAGCUCUAUUCUGUACAUCCAAUUUCUUCAGGCCUUCACAAGCUGUUCUUAACUCUUCCACUCCCCUAAUAAGCCAAGAAGAACCCAACACGAAAAAUAAGAACGAUAAUUCAACACUUCGCGAAAUUUGCCAAGGUCACGUACCGGAGCACGUUUUGGGCAGGCUGGAGGAGGUUGGAUAUGUGGUGCCGACGGAUGUACAGAGGCAAGCUUUGCCUGUUCUUUUCAGCGGCAGGGAUUGUAUAAUUCAUGCUCAGACAGGUUCUGGGAAGACGCUUGCUUACCUACUGUUGAUAUAUUCAGUUAUUAAUGCUCAAAGAUCUGCUGUGCAAGCCCUCAUCGUGGUGCCUACCCGGGAACUUGGAAUGCAAGUUACGAAAGUUGCUAGGAUGUUGGCUGCGAAGCCCAUGGAUAUUACCGUCAUGGCUCUUCUCGAUGGAGGGAUGUUGAGAAGACAUAAGAGUUGGCUAAAGGGAAAAUUUGUGUUUCAGGCAGAACCCCCUACAAUAGUAGUGGCAACAAUAGCAAGUUUGUGCCAAAUGCUUGAAAAGCAUAUAUUUAAACUUGAAGCAAUGCAGGUGCUGGUUAUUGAUGAGGUGGAUUUCAUGUUCAACUCUUCAAAACAAGUCAGUUCUCUGCGAAAGCUUUUGACAUCAUAUUCAUCUUGCAAUAACCGUCGGACUGUUUUUGCCAGUGCAUCCAUCCCUCAGCACAGACGAUUUCUGCAUGACUGCAUACAGCAGAAAUGGACCAAGAAUGAUGUAGUUCAUAUCCAUGUCAAUCCAAUUGAGCCCAUGCCAUCCCGCCUGCAACAUAGAUUUUUGACAUGCAGUAAAAACCUAAGGUAUCAAACGUUGCUCGCCUUAUUACAGGCUGAUGCACCCAAGUCUGGAAUUAUUUUUGUUGGUGAGCAGUCUGAGAAGUCAAAAAGGGCUGGAAAUGCUCCACCAACAACUCUUUUGAUUGAUUUCCUGAAAACUUCAUAUGGGGAUUGUUCAGAUAUCCUUCUUAUGGAGGAAGACAUGAAUUUCAAUCUACGAGCAGCUUCACUAUUAGAAGUGAAGCAGGGAGGAAGCUAUCUACUUGUAGCAACAGAUAUAGCUGCCAGAGGCGUUGACCUUCCAGAAACAACUCACAUAUACAAUUUUGAUCUUCCGAGAACUGCUGUAGAUUAUCUUCAUCGUGCUGGAAGAACAGGUAGGAAACCUUUUUCAGAUGAAGAAUGCUAUGUUACCAAUAUUAUUUUGCCAGAGGAGCAUUUUGUUCUGCAAAGAUAUGAAAAUGAACUGAUGUUUAAAUGUGAAGAGCUUAUCUUAUAGUUCCAUUGUUGAUUCAA